Molecule: messenger RNA, 1959 nt
Organism: Tinamus guttatus (white-throated tinamou)
Lineage: Eukaryota; Metazoa; Chordata; Aves; Tinamiformes; Tinamidae
Source: RefSeq, a predicted model, not a curated record
CUCCAGUGCCUCCCAAGGAGAAGAGUCUCUCACUUUUUUGAAGGGAUUUUGACAGCAGUAAACUGUAAGAGAAAACUUUCUGCAAGAUAGAUAACAAAAGGUAACGGAGAAGAUCCAAAAACUGGAAGUAGGAUGGAACGCUUUCAACAAGGAGUCCAGAAACGUGCACUUUUGGCAAAAAAAAAGGUGCAGAGCAUAACAAAGGAUGAUGUUAAAAGUUAUUUAUUGAGGAAUGCCUUUGUGCUCUUCACCAUUGUUGCUGUCAUUCUCGGUGUAAUCCUUGGAUUUUCUCUUCGAUCAUAUAAGAUGAGUUAUCGGGAAGUCAAGUACUUUUCAUUUCCAGGAGAGCUACUCAUGAGGAUGCUGCAAAUGCUGGUCCUGCCGCUAAUUGUAUCCAGUUUAGUCACAGGAAUUGCUGCCCUGGAUAGUAAAGCAUCAGGGAAGAUGGGAGUCCGAGCAGUAGUCUACUACAUGAGCACCACGAUCAUUGCUGUACUGAUUGGUAUAAUCAUUGUGGUCAUCAUCCACCCUGGGAAAGGCACAAAAGAAAACAUGCACAGAGAAGGCAAAAUUGUGCAAGUGACAGCAGCAGAUGCCUUUCUUGAUUUAAUCAGAAAUAUGUUCCCUCCAAACUUGGUGGAAGCUUGCUUUAAACAGUUCAAAACUAACUAUGAGAAGAGAAUGUUCAAAGUAGGGAUUCCUCCCAACGACACGUCCACAGUGGCCUCCAUAAUAAGUAACAUGUCAGAAGCAAUGGAAGCCCUCACCCGAAUGAAAGAGGAAAUGGUUCCUGUUCAAGGCUCUGUAAAUGGAGUGAAUGCCCUUGGCUUGGUGGUUUUCUCAAUAAGCUUUGGCCUGGUCAUUGGAAGCAUGAAGGAGCAAGGUCAGGCAUUAAAAGACUUCUUUGAUAGCCUGAAUGAGGCUAUCAUGCGAUUGGUAGCUCUAAUCAUGUGGUAUGCUCCACUUGGAAUCCUCUUCUUGAUUGCUGGAAAAAUUGUUGAGAUGGAAGACAUGGGUGUGAUUGGUGGUCAGCUUGCCAUGUAUACUGUAACAGUUAUCAUCGGUUUGCUAAUUCACGCUGUCAUCAUCCUACCUCUUCUCUACUUCUUGAUCACUCAAAAGAACCCUUGGGUAUUUAUUGGAGGACUGAUUCAGGCACUAGUUACAGCUUUGGGAACAUCUUCCAGUUCUGCCACACUACCUGUUACAUUUAAGUGUCUAGAAGAAAUAAACGGAGUGGACAAGCGAGUUACAAGAUUUGUACUCCCAGUUGGUGCUACAAUUAAUAUGGAUGGAACUGCUUUAUAUGAGGCUUUGGCUGCAAUUUUCAUUGCACAGGUUAACAACUUUGAUCUGAACUUUGGUCAGAUUAUCACAAUCAGCAUCACAGCUACAGCUGCCAGCAUUGGGACUGCAGGUAUUCCUCAAGCUGGACUGGUCACCAUGGUCAUUGUGCUCACAUCCGUAGGCUUGCCUACAGAUGAUAUCACUCUUAUCAUCACAGUGGACUGGUUCUUGGAUCGUCUCCGUACCACUACCAAUGUCUUGGGAGACUCCAUUGGAGCAGGAAUUGUUGAACAUUUAUCACGGCAUGAGCUGAAGAACAGGGAUGUCGAGAUGGGUAAUUCUGUGAUAGAGGAAAACGAAAUGAAGAAACCUUACCAGCUGAUCUCGCAGGAAAAUGGGAGUGAGAAACCCUUAGAUAGUGAAACCAAGAUGUAGAGUGAAGAAGGCAUGAGUCUAACACUGCAAGUGUGGAAAGCUUAUACUUUUUCCAGCCAUUUGUAUCUUGAAUUCACCAAGCCCAGUUAGUCCUUGUUUUUUCCCUUCAUGCUAGCAUUGGAAAAUAAUUAGUGAAAAUCUAUUCCAAAUUAGCAGUGAUCAAGGUAUAUGUUGGCUUCCCACUUAAAAAAAAUUAACAGGCAACACGACUGGUCCUGCUAGACAUGUGCUAACUGA